AUGGCUUCAGACUGGGCAGCUAAAUUGGCUAAUGCAGCACCAACUCAAGACAAGCCAACGACUAAUGAAACGCUACUCACGCAAGCAAAACAAGACAAGAAAGUGAAAUCAUCUAGGUCGACAUCGAGAACCCCUCCACCACCACCACCAUCAUCAUCGUCAUCAUUCAAUGGACAGGAAAUUAAGCAAUUCCUACAAUCGCACUACCAAACAUACCUUGCCAAAGCACAACAGGAUAAGGAUGGAGAACAGUACAAGGUUUACCGGUCAUUGGAGUCGUCGAAUCAAUGGGAGACCCAAGUCAGGUCGAAUCCAAAGAAUGUAUUGAGGAACCGACCCCAGAGCAAUACUAUUGACAUUUUGUUUGAGAUUAAUCGGUCUAUUUAUCAGCAGAGACAAGUUGAGAAAAAAUAG
Messenger RNA from Lodderomyces margitis, 414 nucleotides. RefSeq lists its product as uncharacterized. NCBI's taxonomy places the organism in Eukaryota, Fungi, Ascomycota, Pichiomycetes, Serinales, Debaryomycetaceae. Bases 1 to 414 code for a protein of 137 amino acids. The record is from RefSeq and is a predicted model, not a curated record. The transcript has a single exon.